AGGGCACGCGCUGCAGGGUGUCCGGGCGCUCGGAGUGGCGUCGCGCAAAAGGCAUGAGCACAAGACUGGAGGCGUUAGAAGGUCCGCGCUGGGUGUACAAGAAGGACCGGAAUCUAUGUCGGAUUUGAUUUCUUCAAUGGGUGCGCUGGCUGGUGAAUACGAAUACGCCCCACUCGAGUACGCAGGAGAAAACGAAAAGACCCGCGUGGUGGCGCAGCCCGAGACUGACUGCCUAAGUCGUCGCAGAUGCGGCGGCGGCUUGGCGGCUGCAGGUGGGGCAAGGUUUCGCGACUGCUUUGGCGCGGCGGGGCGGUCUGCAACAGAUUGCAGCGGUCAAACUACCCGGCGCGUACUUUUGGCAGCAGAGAUGCACGGGUGGGCCGCUUGCCCACUGUGAAGAAAAGUGCGGCGCAAAAAGUUCGGGGUGCCAUGUGGACGAGCGCCACGGGAAAGCGUGGCCGCCUCCGACCAGUCUAGCGCGGUCAUGUUGCGCACCAAGACGGCCACCGGCUGCCGCAGGUUGCCCCCUCGAGUUUUCGUGAACGAAGAACGCGGGGCGCGGGCGAUAAAACGGGCAGAGCCGUCGCCUCUGAUGGCUUCGCUUUGUUUGUUUCUUUGGCGGCGAGCCCUCCCCCCGUGCGCAGGCGGGGGGCGGCCUCUGGCCUACCGAUCCGGUGCGCGCCAGGCGCGCAGGCCGGCGCCCCAGGAUAGCGGCUCCCCGGGCUUCCCAGUGUUCGGAUUCGGAAACGCAACGCGCCCCAAUCCGGCCGCGGGAAAUUCGCGCCCAUCCUACUCAAAACCGGCGAAGUGCGCGCCUUGCCGCGAGCAGGCCCGCGGCGCGGGCAGGUUGCGACCCUUUUCAGACACGGGGGGGGGCCACACUUGUGCCAGUGAGAAGGCCCGCGGCCUGGGCUACCUGCCUCCGCAGUGUAGCCCCGCCAGCCGACCAGCGCGGGCGCUGCCGCGGCCCGCCCGGGCCACCGAACUACUUGCCCGGGGGGCCUGCGGCUAUGGGGCUGGGCCCGUUGUUGCCCCUCUUUCGCUGGGGGCGCCGCGUACGUUUCUG
Amoebophrya sp. A120 is the source of this 1066-nucleotide messenger RNA. The record is from the annotation of a GenBank genome assembly. Lineage: Eukaryota; Dinophyceae; Syndiniales; Amoebophryaceae.